GGAGGAAGCGUAUUACUCAAAGUCCUCCAACGUUCUCCGAGAUACCAACGUAUUGGUCCGAGAUAAAUUCAUAAAAAUCGACAAUUUUAUCAGUGCAACCAAACACUGCGACAAAUCGAUGGCCAAUCCAGGGUAGAAGCAAAAUAAAGGGUCCAAAUGUCAGUUUUUACGUUUCCAUUUAAUGGUAAAUCUUAUCUUAUCAACGUUUGGAUAGCCCGUAUACGGUGAGCCAUAGGAAGGAAUAGGUUUAUCAUAGGAAAGUGUUGACUACAGAUGGGGAGCACGGGAGCAUGUUGUGCCAAACUUAUCCUUGGUAUACUGAAUACUCUGUUUCUGCUUGUUGGACUUGCUCUUAUUGCAGCAGGUGCCCUGGUGAUAGCAGGAGCUGACUUCAUUGCGUCUGUUCUGAAGGCUUUUAAGGACCUACCCGUCAUAUCUGACUAUAUCACUAUAGCAGCAUGGGUUCUGGUCGGGAUCGGGAUAUUCCUGGUGGUUAUGGGAAUUUUGGGCGGAUGUGGUGCUUGUUGCAGCAUCAAGGUCUUUCUGAUUAUUUACGUCAUCAUCAUGAUCCUACUCCUCCUGAUAGAAGUGACCUUUGUAGCUCUCUUGUUUUCUGACAAGCUGAAAGAAUUGCUCUCGGAUCCAUUAACUAAGGAGUUCAAGAAGUAUCAACCAAUUAUAAGUGGCAGUAAUAUAAACGCUGACGUAGAGAGCAGAGCCAUGGAUCUCCUAUUUAUAAGCCUGAAAUGCUGUGGAUGGAAUGGUUAUAGUGAUAUGGCUCCAAAAAAUGCAAUUGGCUGUUGUAAAGGAUUCACGGAGGAGAUACUGCAGAAAAAAGAUUUAUCAGAAUUAAACACCAUACAAACAAGUUGUGCAAACCCCACCGGAAAAUAUUCUAAAGGCUGUUAUAAUGCCAUAUUGGAUCUGAUUGAAGACAACAAACCAAUGGUCAUCGGAGUGGGCGUGGCACUUUUUGUAUUUCAGAUUUUAUGCAUUCUGUUUGCAAUUUGGAUUGUGAAAGACAGUGCUAAGAUUACCCCAGGGGACUAAACAGGGAACAUUUUUACAAAUGUUAUUUUGAAUGGAGUUGUUCUUUUUUAUGUUUGAAUAAUCGAACAUCUUUCUUGCUUAUUUACUUGCUUUUAAGAGUCUCAUUGUAAUUACUCCUGUCUAAGCGACAGAAGUAAACUUUUCUUUUCGACAGUUAAAAGUAAAUCGGUAAAAUAUUAUAUAUGUACGUUUCAUUUUAUUCUCAUAUGAGUUUUGUUAUUUUUCUACUCCUGUCCAUGUUUUUAUCCGUCCAUUAUACUAUACAUUUACCGAUUAAACUUCCAGUCUGAAAAGAUUGAUUUUCCUUGAUUCAUUGCAUGUGUAGAUGUACAUACAAAUUGUCUGUAAUAGACUGUGCUAUUUUAAGGCAUAUGGAAACAAUUGCCAUAGCUACGAGGGGUGUUCAAUAUAUAAGGUGACCAAUCAGAUUUCAUAAUCAUAAAACACAGGGUUUAAUUGAUCUUUGGACUUUUUUCACGCAUGAUUUGGUUCAUAAUCUAUUUAUGGCCGUUUAUCUGACCACGUUUCAUCAUCGAAUACUACCUUGAGAAGCUGAUAUAUAACCCCUGCUCGAGACACUGUAUGAAAAUAUGACUGGUAAGUCAUCUUCCAAUAAGGCCGAAAUUAGAGGCUACAUUAAAACAUGUGUCAGACUAGGUAAAGACUUAAAAGACAUUUUCAAAGAAUUAUGUGAUGUGUGUGGUAACGAGUGUAUGUCACUGAGACAAGUUUACAGGUGGGUGAGCAAAUUCAAAAACGGCCAAACAGAUCUAAAGGAUAAGCAACGUCCUGUACCACCUCGCACGGCUUCAACUGAAGCAAUACUUGUAAAAAUCACUAAUGAUGGUCGAGUAACCAUUAAACAGAUAGCAAAUUUAGUAGGAAUUUCGUCGGGGACAGUUUUUACAAUUUUAAAGAAACACCUUGGGCUCCAAAAGGUUAGUGCACGAUGGAUAUCUCAUCUUUUAACAGAAAAACAAAAAGGAUUCCGUGUUGAAAUGUCUAAGAAAUUACUUAAAAUCUAAAAAAAAAAAGAAAAGAAAACUGCGAUGCACGACGUUUUUCGGAACUAGUUACAGAUGAUGAAACAUGGAUACAUUAUUUUGAACCUCAGAGGAAAAUUGAUAGCAAGAUGUGGUUGACUAAACGGCAUAACACCCUGUUAU
This is a messenger RNA of Saccostrea echinata, 2216 nucleotides long. Its product is annotated as CD82 antigen-like. The coding region runs from base 274 to 1050 and encodes 258 amino acids. Gene Ontology annotation, cellular component: membrane. The transcript is spliced from 8 exons. NCBI's taxonomy places the organism in Eukaryota, Metazoa, Mollusca, Bivalvia, Ostreida, Ostreidae. The record is from RefSeq and is a predicted model, not a curated record.